AUGAUAAAUUUAACCAUAAAUGGAAAGCCUUCUGUUAUUGACAUAAAUUCCGUAUCUAUAUCACUUAUAGUCGAUGAAAAUUUAUUAAGAGAUAAUAUAACUUUUACUAACAAAAAUAAUUCAUUUCGUUACCACACAACACUGAAUUCAAACGUUUUUUACAAUAAAGACAACACCAUACAUCUCAAAUUAUGUAAAACAAAUAAUUCCGUAUACAAUUUACCUGUGUCUGCCAUAUUUUAUGCUAUUCAAAAUAAAGAUUCAUUUGAUAACCUUAACUUCUAUAUAAAUCAAAUUAAAACUCUUGAAAACAAAAAAAACCCACAAUUUCUUCAAAAUGAUAUAGUGUUUCAUUUAUCAGUAGGAUACAUACUUGGGAAAAAGAUUAGAAUAAAGACAAAAAUAAUAUAUAAUAAUUCUCAAAAUUUUGAAGAUAAACAAGAGCGCUUAUUGAUCAACACAGCUUUCGCCUUGUGUAAAAAAAUCAACAAUAUUAGGGCCGAGGCUGUAUUUCGCAAUACUAGUUACACCAUAAAUAAUUUUCAACCCAUUCCAUGCUGCACUUCUUCUCUAAGAUAUCAAGUCUACGAGACAGGUUCUAAUAACAAUCAUGGCAAUAAUAACUCAAAAGAAUUCAAUCUAGAUAAAGGGGACAUCAAAUUCGGGUUCUUGUAUCUGAAUAACUACUCAAAAAUAGCUUUUCUGCCCGACACCUACGAUAAAAACAAGCAUAAAAUACUCGGUUUAUGGGUCUACAAUGUGGAAGACAUGAAACAUCCUUACGUUUGGUCUCUUUCCAAUUUUUUUGUGGCCAACAAACACCUUAACAAUGGGAAAAAUGUAGCUUUCAUGGUUUUACUACUGCCUUACAAGAGUAUGAACCCACAAUUUUACAUAUGCAACAUCAGGGAUAUAGGAGCUAUGAGUACCUACAAGAUCAUGAUCAGUGUAAAUGCACACGAAUAUUCAAAGAUUGCCAGUAAAAUAAGACCUCAAAUCGUUAAUUGUGCUUUACAGGUAAUCGAUUCUGACGAUCGCAAUGAAAUGGAGAAGCUAAAACACAUAGAGCCAGAAUCGUAUUUUCGUGUCGGUAAGUUUGAAGAAGCCUUGGAGAGAUUAAAUCUUAGUGUAUGCAACCCUGAGAAGGCUACGAGUCGCGUAACCAUAGACGAUUCUGUUAAAAUACCUUUGAAUUCUAAUUUUUCGAAUCAAAAUUCCGACGAAAUUAUGGAGAUUAAGCAACCAGAAAAUUGUAACCUAAAUAUAAAUUCGUCUUCAGAAGAUGAUCUUACAAUUAUUAACCCUCCAUACUCCUUCGUGUCAGAUAUAUCCGAAUAUAAAUAUUGCUCUAAUAGCGAUGACUCUCAGAAUAAGAAUACAACUAAUAAAUGUCAGGAUAUGGGAAUAAAAUACUCUAAAACAGAUGGUUCAAAAUGGCAGACAAAUAAACACGUAAUACCAAAUGAGAUAAAAGAGGAACUUAUUAACUUACAUUACAAUCGUAAUAAUAUAAACUCUACUAUUUUUCCCGAAAAAUUAUCUGUUCAUAAAACGGGGAAUGAUACCAUUAUGAGAAAUGAUCUCGAAAAUGGAAAAUGUAAAGUUGAAGCAAAUAAAAACAUUGAUAAAAUGUCAUCAAAUAAUCCGGAGAAGAAAUUGAUAAAUUUGAACGAGAUCGAUAUGUCCUUAAACGAGGAAAAUAUAAACGCCGUUAUAAGACAGGCAAAGUCAUUUAUCGUUAAACAACAACCAUCAAUGAACACUUCACAAAUUCCAUUGACCUUCUCUAACGAGUUGAAUGCGAAAUUGGAUGAAAAGGAUAUAAAUAAAACGGAUAAAUCCCCUAGCAAUUUUUAUAAAAUCCCAAGUAAUAAUAAUAACUCAAAUAAUAUUAUAUUAAAUGAAUUCAAUAAGAAGAUCUCAACAGAAACUCCAAUUACGAUGCCACAAAUUUCAGAUGACAUUUUUCCUGUCAACGAUAUCCAAUCACUCAUAUUCACCACCAUAAAAUAUCAGCAGCGAGAAAUAGAGAGCCUUAGACACAAACUUGAGAGCAUGGGGUUGAUCCAAGAAGAAUUUAAAUCGUUAAACAUCCCUGUGCCUGUUUAUAAAACUAAAGAAAUCGACGUUCAACAGUCUAAAAUAGAUAAAACGGGUAAAACAGAUAAGAAUUGUAAUGUUGAUAAUGUCGAAGACAAGGAUACUAAUUCUAAAUGUGAUGCAAUUACCAAAACAGAUGAAAAAGGUGUCAAUACUGGGGCAUCUUUAUAUUCAUCAAACGGGCCUAGUUGUAAAUUUAAUUUAAAUCCUUCCGUGAAAAUUACGAAACACGUCAAUGAAGAUGUCAAUGAUGUUGGAAGCAGAAAAAACAGUGAUGCCUUAAAUAAUCAAAAGAUAGUUGAGUUUAAUAGUAAAGAUCCGUGCCAAAUAAAUGUUCAAACGUCAAAAAAAUGCGACACUGGGAUAGAAACAAUUGAUGAUUCAAUGGUUUUAAACAACGCACGGAAACAAGAAAAAUCUGACUAUGCAAAUGAAAAUGACUCAUUUUUUCAAUCGCCCUUGAUAAGCAAGACUCGAACUCUUUGCUCGUGCAGCAGGAGGGUCAAAUUCAAAGAUGCCCUAGAAAAUCAGGAAGAAUGUAUAAGAGUUUACAAGAAGGAGCAAGAAAAUUACUUUACAUCAAACAGUCAAGAUAUAACACCCAAAAGAUCCAUAUUAAGAUCACGCGAAAAUUAUGUAGAAUAUACUAUUACAUCAUCAUCCCCACAAAACAAAUGUUCAAGAAACUGUCACCAACAUGCCGUCAAUGAAAGUUCAAAAUUGAUUAAAGAUAAAAUUGAUUCGAUAACCAGUAAAUAUUUGAAAGAUAAUUACGGCGAUCAAAAUAUUGAGGAAAGUCAAAGCUUGCAAACUAACACUAAAGUGGAUUGCUGCUGUAACCUGGAUAACCGUAGGGCUAGGAAAAGUUUAAAUAUUCCUCCACAAGGAAAUCAUCACAAUCAUAACACCAAAACUCACACUGAUUUCACCUUAUAUGGAAUGGGAUGCUCCACUGAUUUAACUAUUCAUACCAAGGCAUACCUCGAUAAACAUGGUUUGGUGUUGGGAUUUGAAUCAAAAGGCGCCGCUAUUAAGUCUAAUAAAUGCGAUUUGAACUACAAUGACAAGGAUCGUUACAAAGGAAAAUAUAAUGAUCAUUUUAAUGACGGAAGUUAUAUUUUGGAUGUGGAUAGGAUCAAAAAGAUGCCUAAGUUAUUGUGA
Molecule: messenger RNA, 3261 nt
Organism: Gordionus sp. m RMFG-2023
Lineage: Eukaryota; Metazoa; Nematomorpha; Gordioida; Chordodea; Parachordodidae
Exons: 11
Coding region: 1-3261 (1086 amino acids)
Source: RefSeq, a predicted model, not a curated record